AGUGACCUAUUCUAUACCGAAGCGCUUGUCAAGCGUGUCUCCGCCAAGAUGGUUGUCGGUGCCUUCCCUAUCGCCAAGCUCCUCUACCUCGGAGUGAGGCAGAUGAGCAAGCCUGUGGCGAACCGAAUAAAAGCGGGAGCCCGGAGGAGCGAGUUCUUUAAGACAUACAUCUGUCUGCCGCCGGCACAGAUUUACCACUGGGUUGAGAUGAGAACGAAGAUGCGGAUAAUGGGCUUUCGGGGCUCCACCAUCAAGCCACUGAAUGAGGAGGCAGCUGCAGAGCUGGGUGCGGAGUUGCUGGGAGAGGCGAUCAUCUUCGUCAUUGGUACUGGAUGUAUGGUGCUGGAGUACAGCAGGCAGGCGGCCAACUCUCGCCGCAAAGAAGAGGAGCAGAGCGAGACCAUCACAAGCCUACAGACUCAACUAGGAGAACUAACACUUACCACAGAGAUUCUAGAUGCUCAGCUGAGAGAGAUCAAUAGGCUACUGCUGUCCUAUCCUGUUCCUACCAAAAAGUGAUGAAAUUAGCCGUGUCUGUUGGUCUGUGUGUGAAAGAACAAGAGUGCACACACAGAGUACUGCCAUAUGUGCAGAUUGAUAAUGACCCCGCUUCACACACAGCCCAUUAAGUUGGCUGGAACAGGUGCUUAUAUAAUAUAUCAGUGCGCUGUGGAUUUGGGAGCUGUCAUUAACUCAUGUUUAAACUGAGCAACCAGUUGGUAAGGGGGAUUGCUAUGAUAUUCAUAGUUUAUGUCUAAGGUUGAUCUUGCAUGUUCAUUAUAAAUUUGACUGUAUAUAAGGAUUUAUAAUUUAAUGGCAAAUUGAAGUUAAUAUAUUUUACAACAGCUUCAGCAUAAUGAUUGGUCUUUAUAUUCCAGUGAUCCUUAUUGACCUUAAUCACUUGGGAGAGACUCUAGCUUAUAUGAUGAUAAUAAUUUGCAUAAAUGAGCAACAUUUUGUGCGCUUGAUUGAUGGCCAAACAUGGACAAAAACACAAACAAACACCAGAUCACAUUGGGUUAUUCUUAUGUGCCUGCCCCUACAGUUUCAUUGACAUGUCAUGUUAUAAUUACACUGUAAAUCUCCUUUAUGGUUCAUUUACAUUAGAUGUGAUGACAACUGUAAUCAUAAAGGUGUGAAAUAAAAUGGUAAGCAGUCUGUUAAUAGAGUUUUUGUCACUUAACACAAAAGUGUACACUGAAAAAAAGUACUCAAUGUAGAAAAAUGUCCCAUGUGACUACUACUAUUAUUUCAAUAGCUUAUUAUUACUUGCAGUAAUGCUAAAGCAGGGUUUUACUGUUGACACUUUUUUUUACUAUUAUGUAUAUGAUUGAAAAUAGUGACAAUUCACGUCACAAUUACUUA
Anoplopoma fimbria (sablefish) is the source of this 1365-nucleotide messenger RNA. It is a transcript of the gene opa3, whose product is annotated as outer mitochondrial membrane lipid metabolism regulator OPA3. The transcript is spliced from 2 exons. Gene Ontology annotation, cellular component: mitochondrion. Bases 49 to 519 code for a protein of 156 amino acids. Gene Ontology annotation, biological process: regulation of lipid metabolic process. Lineage: Eukaryota; Metazoa; Chordata; Actinopteri; Perciformes; Anoplopomatidae. The record is from RefSeq and is a predicted model, not a curated record.